Molecule: messenger RNA, 2553 nt
Organism: Hippocampus comes (tiger tail seahorse)
Lineage: Eukaryota; Metazoa; Chordata; Actinopteri; Syngnathiformes; Syngnathidae
Gene: etnppl
Product: ethanolamine-phosphate phospho-lyase
Exons: 12
Coding region: 513-2051 (512 amino acids)
Cellular component (GO): mitochondrion
Molecular function (GO): pyridoxal phosphate binding; ethanolamine-phosphate phospho-lyase activity; transaminase activity
Source: RefSeq, a predicted model, not a curated record
AACUAGGGGGAAAAAAUUAAGUCACAAAACGUUUUUUUUUAAAUUUGUAUUCUGAUCUACUGGCAAGUCAUUUUCCUUUAAGUAAUCUAUUACUCAUUACUUUUCUGCCCAGUUUCUUGAACGUGGGAUGAAACCAGGGUAGAUAGAACGUGUAAUUCCAACCAAAUGUCUGUGAGGCGGGCAGGCUAACCUUAGAGCACCAAACGGUUUUGUUUUGGGGUUUUUUUUUUGGGGGGGGGGCGGAAAUUGGCAUCUAAAUGGAAUCUCUUGUUAAUUGACUUGAACGUGAAAAGUAACUGGGACUACAAUAAUGGAUGCUUUUGUUUUAUUUUUGUAUUCAAAAACGUGCUCAGCGUUUCAGGCUAAUGCACGCACGUGGCCAGUAGGUGCCAGCAGAGGCGCAGCGUUGAGACGCGCGUGUCCUCGGUGCCCCCACAAAUGGGCGGCGCGCAUCGCCAGGCCAAAAGUACAGUACUGUACUUGAAGUGCAGCUCCCGCGGGACACUUGCACGAUGUGCGCAGAGAAGUUGGCCAAAACGCAGACGAUCGACCUGAGGCGGAAGCUCAUUGGGCCAUCGUGCAAAAUCUUCUUCAGCGAUGACCCCAUUAAGAUGGUGCGCGCCAGGGGUCAGUACAUGUACGACGAGAGGGGUCAACGCUACCUGGACUGCAUCAACAAUGUGGCACACGUGGGUCACUGCCACCCAGAUGUGGUUUUGGCCGGCACGCAGCAGAUGGAAAUGCUCAACACCAACUCGCGCUUCCUGCACGACAACUUGGUGCUGUAUGCCCAGAGGCUGCAAGCCACCUUGCCUGCCCGGCUCUCCGUCUUCUACUUUGUGAACUCGGGAUCGGAGGCCAACGACCUGGCGCUCCGCCUCGCCCGCCAGUACUCGGGCAGCCAAGACAUCAUCACCCUGGACAACGCCUAUCACGGCCACGUGACAUCGCUGAUUGAAAUCAGCCCCUACAAGUUGCACCAUCUGGCAGACGCGCCGCUGAAUCCAUUUGUCCAUGUGGCCCUGAGCCCGGACGUGUACAGAGGCAAAUACAAACGGGACCACGCGGAUCCUGCCAAAGCAUACGCCGAUGAAGUCCGAGAUAUCAUCGAGCGAGUGCAAAGUCGAGGAGGCAAGAUUGCCGCUUUUAUUGCCGAGUCACUGCAAAGUUGCGGCGGGCAGGUCAUCCCCCCUGCGGGCUACUUUCAGCAAGUGGCUGAGCACGUCCGUAAGGCAGGCGGGCUCUUUAUCGCCGACGAAGUCCAGGUGGGCUUUGGCCGGGUCGGCAGCCACUUCUGGGCCUUCCAGCUGCAGGGCGACGACUUUGUGCCCGACAUUGUCACCAUGGGCAAGCCCAUUGGCAACGGGCACCCCAUGUCGUGCGUUGUCACCAGCAGGGAGGUGGCCGAGGCCUUCAUGUCAUCGGGAAAUGAGUAUUUCAACACGUUCGGAGGCAACCCAGUGUCGUGUGCUAUUGGCCUGGCCGUCCUUGACGUGAUCGCCAAGGAGGACCUGCAGGGUAAAGCCUUGCGAGUCGGGGGUUACCUGACCCAGCUGCUGGAAAAACAAAAGGAGAAGCACCCGCUUAUCGGCGACAUCAGGGGUCGGGGCCUGUUCGUGGGAGUGGAACUCGUGAGGGACAGGUCCACGCUCGCACCCGCGACGGCGGAGGCCCAAGAGGUCAUAUAUCGGUUGAAGGACGAGCGCGUACUGCUCAGCGCCGACGGGCCGCACCGCAACGUGCUGAAGUUCAAGCCCCCCAUGUGCUUCAACACUGACGACGCCGACUUUGUGGUGGAUAAAAUAGACGCCAUUCUCACAGAAAUUGAAGCAGCCACCGGUUUGAACACCGCCAAUGCAGUGAAUGGUAAGAAUGACGUCAAUAAAAGAAAGGGAUACUACAGAAAGAAAGAUCAUUUCAUACGUCGCGGGAACUACUUCUUACCAUCAACACGACAAUCUUCAACAGUGAACCAACUGGGAGGGGGCGGGGUUAAUGUAGAUAUAAUUCAAGAUAACACCUUUUUCUUUGCUUCAGGUCGCGCAGGAUAAACACGCUUUGCAUCGCCAUCGCAGCAGCUUGGCAAACAAGGUGUCAAGGCAUCGUGUGACUGAGCAAGCAAAAGAAAAAGGACGAUAAACUGAGAGGAAAGCCUUCUCGGGUAAAUAUGGUAUUUUUAGGACUUGACCUAGUCAAGUAUGCAACAUGGAAAAUGCAAGUUAACAUGAGCGGUGCGUUGACUUGUUGGUGCUGAAGGAGUUGACUCGACAGGACAUUUUAGGACAUCAGCUUAAAGAAUUCUGAAGUGAGGAACAGCGGGAUGUGCGCUCAGCGUGUCAUGAGGCAAAAGCCACCCAAAGACUCCUAUAAGGAGGAUUUUUUUUUUUUUUUGGGGGGGGUGCUCUGAAGAGCAGCAUGCACAUUUGAGGGAAUGACUCGUGCAAUAUGUUCCUCUUGAGAUGUUGUAUUUGUGAGUGACUCUCGUGCUUCUUUCUCACCCUCAAUGAAGUGAAUGAAAGCUUUAGAGUCAUUAAAUGCAGCAUUAUGCAAUCA